Syngnathus acus (greater pipefish) is the source of this 2001-nucleotide messenger RNA. Its product is annotated as techylectin-5B. The transcript has 13 exons. The record is from RefSeq and is a predicted model, not a curated record. Bases 412 to 1698 code for a protein of 428 amino acids. Lineage: Eukaryota; Metazoa; Chordata; Actinopteri; Syngnathiformes; Syngnathidae.
UUUUUUUUAUUGACGCCCGUGCAUUUAUGACGAGGCUGGUGCACGUGCUGCCGGGGUCAAUUACGUGGUGACGUCACUGUACGUGCGCGAGCCCGCGCUGCAUGCGGCUGAGGAUAGCCAGCGAAUCCGUUGCAGUUGCAAGCUGUGCUCACGAGUCAUAUUUACACUCAGGGGGAUUAUGGGCCUAAGAUGUCUAGUGAAAGAGAGACCGCAAAGUAAGACACCACAAGACAGCCAAACAGUGGGGGAGAGGGAGAAAAAAAAAGACGGCAGUGGAGCAUGGAAAGGGGCCCAAAGCGCAGUGCCCAGGACGGGGUCGGAGGUGGUCUCUCAACGAGGUCUCUUUCUCGCUAGGCCCGGCGGGCCGAGCCUCACCCGGUGAAGUCCGUCUCGGGGCCCCGCUCGGCAGCCAUGCGCUGGGCCGAGCCUCCUGCGCGAGGUUCGGCUCUCUGGGCCCUCCUGCUGCUGCUCUCGGGGGCGACGGCGGAGCAGCUGAACGCCAGCGGCCAGCACGGCGGCGGAUCCCAGUGCGGCGACUACACCAACCAGCCGACGGAGGACGGCAUGUGCCGGCUGGCGGCCACUCUGCCGCAGCUGGACGGGCAGCGCUGCCCCGACAUGUUCCGCUGCACGGACGAGGUCUCCUAUUGGCUGCGCCAGAACGAGGAGCGUAAGCAGCAGGUGGCUGAGCUGAAGGAGACCGUCCGCCAGCUGCACGAGGAGCUGCGCGACCACCGCCAUCGCAUCAGGCACUUUGAGCUGCUACAGCACGACGACGGGAGCCAUUCCAACGCCACCCAGGAGCGACGUUUCCACCAGAUGGAGGUGCACUACGCCGAGGCCACCAGCCUGCUGCACCUCCAGGGAACGCUUAUCCUCAACCUGCAGAACCAAGUUCACAACCUCAGCCGAUUAGUGGAGCAGGCCAAGAAGAGCCCCGGAUGCUUGAUCAACUCAGUCCGGCCCAAUCCUCUCAUGAAUAGCCGCCAGUGGGCUUUACAUCCGGACAUCCAGCACAUGAGGAACUGUCCCAUCGACUGCGCCUCCAUCUACUACAACGGAGUGACGAGGUCGGGUGUCUACACCGUGGUGCCCUCACUUGCAGCCCUGCCUGUGGAGGUCUACUGCGACAUGGACACUGACGGCGGCGGUUGGACAGUCAUCCAGAGGCGGGUGGACGGCUCCGUCAGCUUUGACCGCGGCUGGCGCGAAUACCGGGCCGGUUUCGGCGACCUGCGCUCCGAGUUCUGGCUGGGCAACGACCACAUCCACGAGCUGAGCGGCCACGGGGACUACAGCUUGCGAAUCGAUCUAGAGGACUGGAGCAACAAGCACAAACACGCCCUCUAUCAACACUUCAGCGUAGAAGAUGAGGAGCACCGUUACCGUCUGCACGUGUCGGGCUUCGGCGGCAGCGCGCGCGACUCUUUCGGCUGGUACCACGACAAGCGCGGCUUCAGCACGCCCGACAGCGGCGACAUCUGCGCCGAGAUCUCCCACGGCGGAUGGUGGUACAGCCAGUGCUUCUACGCCAACCUCAAUGGCGUCUACUACAGGGGAGGCCACUACGCGCCCAACGGUCAGCUGGGCCCCGACGGGAUCGUGUGGCACUCGUGGAGAGACUCCGACUAUUACUCGCUACGCAAAGUCACCAUGAUGAUCCGGCCGCGGGCCUUUCGAAAACAUCGCUCUCCCUGAGCGACCGUUACCAUGGCGAUGGACCAACUCUUCAUUCCUGGACAUUUUUCACGCGGCCUACGACACCACAGACACGCGCACAAAAGCGGUUCCAUAAAAUGGUUGCGAUCCACGACAAACCCAAACAUCAGCGCUACAUUGGCAUCCACAAAGAGUUGUACACGUGGAGGCCGCUGUACCUUAUGAACGCCAAUUGUGUCCGGGAAGCAUCCAAGCAAACCUUUGUACUCGUUGUUGGUCUCCAUGAGGAAGUGGAGAUCCUUUUUUGGCUGGAACCAAUGUAAGGCACACAGACGCAAACAC